AAGAGUGACCUUUUCAAAGAUGCACUUCUUUAUGCAACAGAUGAAGCAGUUCUAGAAGAAACCAUAAGAAACUCCUCUGUUAUUGACUGGAAGAAGCACCUUUGUCUUGGAACCAGUCUGUCCCAYAUGGAGAUAAUCAGAGCAGUUGCGUCAGAAAAGAAUGUGCUUUUCGACCAACUGGCCGUUUGUCACAAGAUGCUGCUGCAGGAUGUAGCCAAGCUUCCCUGCAUAGACAGCUCGGGGCUGUCGCUGAGCUCCCUGGWUGAAUCGCACCUCGGUUUGGUCAACCACAUGUGGAAGUUUGGGAAAAACCAGGGGGCUGCGGCGAUGAUCCGUAACAUGAUUGUGAACUUUCCCUCCUGCUGCGUGCUGGACGCUGACGGAAAGCCGGUGUCCUGGAUUCUGACGUACRCGUCGUGCGCCAUGGGAAUGUUGUACACUCUGCCCGAGCACAGAGGGAAAGGCUACGCCAAGGUCCUGAUCAGCAGCAUGGCCAAGAGACUCCACGCUCAGGGCUACCCGGUGUUCUGUUUCAUAGAGGAGGAGAACCGGACCUCCUACCAGCUCUUUACAAGCAUGGGCUUUACUGAAGACCCCUCAUACAGAGAAACCUGGUUUGUCCUCAAUAAUAAACACUUUGACUGUUAAGUUUCCUAAAAUGAUUACAGUCAAAAAGUGAUUCUAUUAAAAAACAUGGAAGUUGAAGAAAGUUGGAAAUCACAUGCCUUGAGUUAAAACAACUGAUACAGACCAUGAUGCGGAAGCAGGUUUUUUUUACACAUCUUGUAAUUUUUCAUUAGAACGUGACGAUGUGCUUGAUCUGAAAUGAAAAAAAAAAAAAGCAUAUAUCUUAGUGUAAGUGAUAAACUGAUGGGUGACAAAUAAAAUAAAAGAUUUGUAAAAA
Molecule: messenger RNA, 904 nt
Organism: Austrofundulus limnaeus
Lineage: Eukaryota; Metazoa; Chordata; Actinopteri; Cyprinodontiformes; Rivulidae
Product: glycine N-acyltransferase
Cellular component (GO): mitochondrion
Molecular function (GO): glycine N-acyltransferase activity
Source: RefSeq, a predicted model, not a curated record